GGCGUGUGCACGCAGGCUCCGUGUUACUGCCUCAUCAUGGAGUACUGCGCGCAGGGCCAGCUCUACGAGGUGCUGAGGGCCGGCAGGAAGAUCACGCCGUCCCUGCUGGUGGACUGGGCCAUGGGCAUCGCAGGCGGCAUGAACUACCUCCACCUGCACAAGAUCAUCCACAGAGAUCUCAAAUCACCCAAUAUGCUGAUCACACAUGACGACCUGGUGAAGAUCUCAGACUUCGGCACGUCUAAGGAGCUCAGAGACAAGAGCACCAAGAUGUCGUUUGCAGGCACUGUGGCCUGGAUGGCGCCCGAGGUGAUUCGGAACGAGCCCGUGUCUGAGAAAGUGGACAUCUG
This is a messenger RNA of Sinocyclocheilus grahami, 350 nucleotides long. RefSeq names its product mitogen-activated protein kinase kinase kinase 12-like. Gene Ontology annotation, cellular component: cytoplasm. Lineage: Eukaryota; Metazoa; Chordata; Actinopteri; Cypriniformes; Cyprinidae. Gene Ontology annotation, molecular function: protein kinase activity; ATP binding. The transcript has 2 exons. The annotation marks the transcript as partial. Gene Ontology annotation, biological process: signal transduction; protein phosphorylation. The record is from RefSeq and is a predicted model, not a curated record.